AUGACAAAAGAUACUAAAUUGGAUGAUGUUUUUGGGAUUACUUAUCAAACAGAAACUUGGACAAAAGAUAAUGAUUCUGUUAAAAAAUCAGAACAAAAAGAAAACGAUUUGAAAGAUGAUGUUUUUACAGAACAAAUUUUAAAUUCUUCACCAAGUACAAAAAUUGAUUCUUGUAACGUUGAAAAAAAUAAUGAUAAAGAUGAAUCUGUUGAUGAAGAUUUUUUCACAACAAAUUUUUUUUCAAAAUAUAAUAAUAUAAAAAAAUCUUUAAGUCAUUCAUCUUCUUAUAAUUCUCAGGAAAAGCAAGUUAACAAUUUAAAAGAUGAUAAAUAUAUGCUGAAAAAUGUAAUAAGCCAACCUAUUUUUGUUCAGACUGGAGAUUAUGGAAUCCAAAUGAUAAGAAAUAUGAUAGAUACAUGUUGGAAAUAUAACAAAGUAGAAUUAGCAAAUUAUAUGGAAAAAAGAGUUAUUUAUAAUGAUAAUUCGUUAAUAGCUUUUGAUAAACCUAUCUUGCUUAGCUAUAGCGGGAGUUACAGCGAUAAUUCUAUUAAUAUGGAUAGCUGUUUACAGGAAUUAAAGAAACUUGUGGCUCCAAAUAUUCCUCGUCUUAAUUUGGUAAAAUCAUUAGAUAAACAAUAUAGUGGUAUUACAUUAUUUGCUAAAAGUUCAGAUGAACAGAAGCGUUACAAAGAAAUGAUUGAAAAUAACUUAAUAAAAUUUACUUACCGCUUACUUGUUCGUGGAAUUCCCCCUUAUAAUGAUGGAGUAAUAAAUUUUCCUUUAGUAAAAUUACUCAGAAAUAAAAAUGAUAUUAUAGUGAAACCAUGUAUUCAAGAAAAACUACCUAAAAAUAAUAGUAAAGGAGUAAUGUUUGCGACGACAAACUACAGAAUAAUUGAGAAGAACAAACUUGCAAAUAUGGCCUAUUUAGAAGUAGAAACACAAACUGAUUUUCCUCAUCAAAUAAGGGCUCAUUUAUCAUAUGGUCUAAAUACUCCUUUAGUUGGUGACUUCAAAUACAAUCCAUUGAAUAGAAGUAAUGUACAAACUCCGCCAAAAUUUACCAAUGAAGCAAAUAAUUUACUAGAUAUAACUAGUCAAAAUGGUUACAAAAAAGUUCCAAUGUUAUGUCAUCUUAAGGCUUUGACAUUUCCGGGAAUGCAGAAAUCAUCUAACAAGUCUCUCAGUAUUUCAUGUCCAAUGCCACAACAUAUGAAAUAUAUUUUAAAAAAACUUAGAUUGUUAAAAAAAUAG
Messenger RNA from Strongyloides ratti, 1254 nucleotides. Its product is annotated as Pseudouridine synthase, RsuA/RluB/C/D/E/F domain and Pseudouridine synthase, catalytic domain-containing protein. Gene Ontology annotation, molecular function: RNA binding; pseudouridine synthase activity. The transcript has 2 exons. Gene Ontology annotation, biological process: pseudouridine synthesis. The record is from RefSeq and is a predicted model, not a curated record. Bases 1 to 1254 code for a protein of 417 amino acids. Lineage: Eukaryota; Metazoa; Nematoda; Chromadorea; Rhabditida; Strongyloididae.